Coccidioides immitis RS is the source of this 3465-nucleotide messenger RNA. RefSeq names its product SH3 domain-containing protein. The transcript has a single exon. The coding region runs from base 1 to 3465 and encodes 1154 amino acids. Gene Ontology annotation, molecular function: protein binding. NCBI's taxonomy places the organism in Eukaryota, Fungi, Ascomycota, Eurotiomycetes, Onygenales, Onygenaceae. The record is from RefSeq and is a predicted model, not a curated record.
AUGGCUCCCGAAGCACCGCAGUUACCUACGAAAUUUCCCUGUUGGUGUAGGGCCAUAUAUUCGUGGGGAGGCGAAACAAAACGUGACUUAGGCUUCGUGGAAGGAGACCUGAUCGAAUGUCUCAAUGCCGGAGAUGGAUCGUGGUGGACCGGCCGGUUGAAGCGCGAUCGACGAAUGGUGGGAGUGUUUCCAUCGAAUUUCGUCAAGGUCCUCGACGAAGGCUUCGUGCCUUUGAGUCGCUCUGUGAGCCCUCUGCCGCUUAGCGCACAGGUCACUCCGUCAAAUUCCACUGCUGGCGGACCGAAGAAACAGAAGACGGUCUUCAGAAAGCCAUUUCAGGGUUACAAAGAGGUUGUCGGGCCCUCAGGAACGCUGUCCAAGCAGUCGACUCCGGUCGAAUCGCCUCUGAAAACACCAGUAGCUCAAAAACAAUCAAUGCGCAAAUCACGGGAUCCGGAUCGCACCCCAACAACAAGGCGAAAUGAAGCUCCCGCUCGCCCGCCGUCACGUGCUAUCUCUCCCGCUCCGCCGCCGCCACCCGUCGCGGAACCCAAUGAUUCUCCGCCGCCUCCACCGCCGCCUCCUCACAGAAUUUUGCAUAGACGGUCUGUGUCGCCCCAGCCUCAGUACUAUCACCAAAUGCAGGAUAACUAUCCUCCAAGGACUCCGUCUCCUUACCCCCAGUCACCCAUCCAUGGCAACACUCCAUCACCACUGAGGGACGCAAUUGAAGACGUCAUGACCUCCUUGCAUGAUAUGGGCCUUCAUCGUGGCGACCCUUCGCCGGAACCUCCCCGUGGUCGCUCCCCUUUUCAACCUUGGUCUCCGGAUGCCUAUGAACAAAUACACGAACAUAGUGCACAAGGACAUGCUGAGCGCCCUCUAACUUCUCUGGGCCUUGGGGGUCAUGAUCCUUUCCGGGAGCAUGAUUUUGACUACCAGCAGAAUAGUUUCAAUCGAUACUAUGAUGGCCCCCCACAACUCGGCAAUUACGUCGAAAGAAUGGAGAGUCGGUUGCGACAACUCCAUGCACAGGAAAACAAAGAUGAGCUCCAUCUUCCACCGCCUUCACCGCCGAAGAAGGAUUCUCGGGGGAACGAAGGGUUCAUGUCCCAACGACAGCGAUCGCUUAGAAACAGAAAAUCCAUUAGCGAGCUUAACAGCGCGUAUCUUGGACGCACACAUACUACGAGAUCAACUACGACAAACUCAUCGAGCGGUGUCCAAAGUGUCGCAACAAACAGCACCACGAGUACCGGAUUAACGAGCCAAAGUUUGAUGAGUGGUACGUCAGCCGGGGGGUUUAGCGCCACAAGUGCGGCCAGUUUUGCGCGACGGUCCAAGGUGUAUGGCAUGUCAAAAGAUAGACCCGCAAGUCCAUUGAACCGUCCUCUAUCCCGAGGGAUCUAUGGCCUCGAGAGAGGCAAAUCUAGCAGCAGUAGGCCCCAGACUCCUUUAACAGGGAUAUCGUAUCAUCCAAGCCACGAUUCUCGUCAGGGAGCUACUUCAGCAAUGGGGUGGUCUGAAUAUAGUAAGGGAAACGAUUCGCCGGGUCUACUUGGGGGCCUUACAACCCCCAAAACAAAGAAGACAGGAUUCUUGAAGAAAAUCCUCGAGUCGGCAAAAACUGGGGCUGCAACUGCAAGAAGCAACAUAGCUUCAGGUCAAAUAUCGCGACCAUCAUCCCCCACGAAAAAUCUUAUCCAGGGUGGCAUUUCUUCACUGUCUCCUACUCGACACGGGAAGGAUGCUUCAAAAGAGAUGGGUAUUGGAGCAAACGAUUGGGUACAGGUUCGAAGAGAUGUCAAUCGCGCUACUACUCCCAGCCGAAAUGAGCUUAUUGAGCGAGCAGAACGUUGCCAAAUGAUGGAAUACCCUGUGAUAGCCCCUGUGACUGAUCUUCAUGAAAUCGGGGAAGGAGAUGAGGGUAUUGAUGGUCUGCCAAUUGCUGAACCAACUAACUGGAACACUGUGAAUCUGCAGCUAGUGGACAAAAGUGCGCGGUUCAUCACGAGCUUGCCACCAAUGAUGAAUCCUGUGAGCUUAGCCCAAGGAUAUGUUUGCCGCCCGUAUCGGAGCGAUGCACAACGGCUGCGUGCUAUUUUUACUUGGGUUGGCGAGAAGAUUGCAUGGGACGAUGAUCUAGACUGCGAUGUUGAUCUGAGAAGGGUUAUUCUAAUGAAGCGAGGCUGCCCACAUGAAGUCGCAGUAUUGGUGAUGGAAAUGUGCGCUGCUGUUGGUAUCCACGCUGAGGUUGUAAGGGGGUACCUGAAGACCCCAGGUGAAGUUAUAGAUUUCGAUAGUCUAUCGAAGGCAAAUCACUGGUGGAACGCGGUUCUUAUCGACGGUGAAUGGAGAAUUAUGGAUUGCUCCCUGGCCAGCCCGACGCAUCCGCGCCGGUCCUUGUAUUCGAGUGCGAACUCUCAAGCUGCUGACAGCUGGUAUUUCUUGGCACGCCCAAUGGAAAUCUGCUACAGCCAUGUUCCUGUGAUGUCCGAGCAACAGCAUAUUUGCCCUCCCAUUGCUCCCGAAAUUCUUCUCUCACUUCCAUGUGCUUGUCCUGCCUUCUUUAAGAAUGGCCUUCACCUGCCAAGCUAUGAUACCAGUUUAGUCCAGAUCAAUGGGCUAGAGACGGUACAGAUUCGCAUUAAUGUUCCGCCCGAUGUUGAAUGCGCUGCAGAGGUCGAAGCCAUUGCUUUCGCGCAUGACGUGGACGGUGAUCGUUUCGAGAGCGGGGACGUGGUAAAGAAGCGAGCGUUGGCGCAGCCGGAUUGGUUUCGCGGUCAAAAGCGAUUCACAAUCAAAGCUGUAUUACCCGGGGACGAGGGUCAAGGCGUAUUGAAGGUUUAUGCUGGAAAGAAAGGCCUCAUGCAUUCAUCAAAAGAUAUUCCGCAUCCGCUGGCUUUUGCUCUUCCCAUCAUUCACACUGGUGAAAAUCCUCCUUAUGACUUUAUUCUUCGCCAUCCAACACCCCACGCGCAACGACACGACUUAUAUGUCAUACAACCGCAAUGUGUCCGACUGGCUAUUAACAAUACCUUCGUUUUUGCGGUUCGCCAACAUCCGGCUUACUCGCCUUCCACAACAUCAAGCUUUAGCGAGGUGAGUGGUCGCGUGUCUCCAAACCCGUUCGCCCGACCUUCAAGCUCCCUUAGCAUGGUGUCGUCUAUCGCUACCGCUUCGAAUGCAUCCACUACUUCUGCGAGUAGUAAGAGCCACGUGUCGCGUGAGAAGCCAGCAAAACUAGCGGUACAGACACCAUCGGGCAAGAUUUUACGACUUUCAAGAAAAGCGGACCAUAUGAUUACGACAAGCACGGCAACUGAGUGGGCCAAUGAUGGUACUCCCGAUGGAAGUGUUUGGGAAACGGUUAUUAAAGUUAGCGAGCGAGGCGUUUGGAGAGGAUUGGUGCUUGCGGAUCGGAGCGCUAGGUGGUGCGUUUGGGGGGAAUGGGAAUGUGUUUGA